Molecule: messenger RNA, 4179 nt
Organism: Lecanosticta acicola
Lineage: Eukaryota; Fungi; Ascomycota; Dothideomycetes; Mycosphaerellales; Mycosphaerellaceae
Source: the annotation of a GenBank genome assembly
AUGCCUUCCAUGCUGAAGUUCAUCAAUCCUUUCGCCGAGCACGAUGUCUCGGAGUUUCCAGAUGUCCUGGUCCCGCUCGAACAGGCUCGCGGGCAUCAUUCGGUCACUUCAGCCUCGAUAGGCGGUGCAAGGAGAUCUAGCGUUGACGACAGCAAUGUGGACAAGGAGAAAGCUGACCAUUCAUCUGCUUGGGACAGAGAGACUCUUGCCCCCGAUGACCAGCCAUCACUUACCCUGGAGAGCCUCAGAGCAGAGGUGGAACUCGAUCUCGCCGCUGGCGGACACGAUUCGUGAGUCCCGCCUUAGUAUCAGCAGUGUAUAGAGGUAGCAACGGCUAACAUGAGAUUCUGCUCUAGGUCUUAUGACAGUAUGUUUCCACGUAGCCUGCGGGUUGAUGAUCGCUUACAUGCAUGUGAUAGGGAAAUCCAAAGUUAUCAACAAAGCCAUUCAGGACAUAGGCAUGGGCAGGUAUCAAUGGCAACUGUUCAUAUUAGCAGGCUUCGGGUGGUUCGCAGACAACCUAUGGCUACAGGGCGUUGCUUCGACAUUACCUUCCUUGAGCGAGGAGUUCGGCGUCUCGUCGACACAAGUGAGGUACACCACCCUCAGUCUCUUCCUCGGUCUCUGCAUCGGUGCUAGCUUCUGGGGAAUCGCUUCGGACAUCGUUGGUCGCCGACUGGCGUUCAAUACUACACUCUUCUUGGCUGGCGUUUUCGGCCUUGCAGCUGGAGGUGGUCCCAACUGGAUUGGCACAUGCGCGCUCUAUGCUUGUGUUGGACUUGGUGUUGGAGGAAACCUGCCAGUGGAUGGCGCUCUCUUUUUGGAGUUCUUGCCCUUCAGCAGUGGGAAUCUAUUGACGCUCCUGUCCAUCUGGUGGCCUGUCGGGCAACUUGUCUCAUCACUGAUCGCGUGGGGCUUCAUUCCGAACUACUCAACCUAUUGGGGAUGGAGGUACUUCGUCCUGACCCUGGGAGCCAUCACCUUCGCCAUGUUUAUCUGCCGAUUCUUCCUGUUCCAUAUGUUCGAGUCGCCCAAGUUUCUUCUCUCCCAAGGCAGACAAGCCGAAGCUGUCGCGGUUGUGCACGGUAUCGCAUACUUCAACGGCAGCAAGACUUGGUUGACAGAGGACGUUCUGAACGCUAUUGGUGGCCAUCCGGACGACGUUGUGGACGACAAGCUCACAACUGCUGAGGUCAUCGGGAGACAAUUGAACAAGUUCAGUGGCGAACGUAUUGGACCGCUCUUCAAUGGAUGGAAGCUUGGACUUACUACCGGCUGCCUUUGGUUCAUCUGGACUUGCAUCGGUAGAUCUCCUCUCAGACCUGGCACUUCGCUGUGAACGCUGACACCUUUUAGGAAUGGGGUACCCUCUCUUCAACGCUUUCUUGCCACAGUAUCUGUCCCAAGUUGGCGGCCAAAGCGUUCCUCAAAGCGUCACAUACCGCGACUAUGCCAUCACCUCCGUCGUCGGCGUUCCUGGCUCGGCACUUGCGUGCUACACUGUGAACAUCAAGUAUUUCGGCCGCAAGGGAACGAUGGCUUCCGCUACGCUGCUCAGUGGUAUCUUCCUGAUUCUGUUUACCCGCGGGCAGACCGAAGGGUACCAAUUAGCGAUGAGCAGGUAUGUCAAUGCCCAGGCCGUUCCAAACUGUGAUUUACUGACCGAUCUCGCUAGCAUGGAAGCCUUCUUCCAGAACAUCAUGUACGGUAAGCAAAGCGCAUGCCAGUCUGUGUCGUAGAGAUAAUCACUGAUGCGCGUCGUUCCAGGCGUCCUCUACGCUUACACUCCAGAAGUGUUCCCAGCACCGAACAGAGGUACCGGCACGGGUAUCAGUUCCUUCCUCAACCGUCUGGCGGGUCUCUGCGCUCCCAUCGUGGCCGUGAAUGCCGGUCAAGCUGAUCCAAAAGCGCCAAUCUACGCAUCGGCUGGUCUCUUCUUCGCCGCUUUCGUUGCGAUGGUUUUGUUGCCGAUCGAGACUCGUGGAAGGCAGAGUUUGUAAAUGAGGGAUAUCCACAGGUAGCGGUUGAUAUACAUAGAUAUAGAAGCAUGACCAGGAUAUAUGUUACUAUGGUGUUGUUAAACUCUCGUAACUCGACCAGUGUUUUAGUAUGGUACCGUGGUGAGAAGGGUGAAGGGUGAGGUCUCAUCUCUCCAGCCAUGUUCAAAAGGGAAAGUGGAGAAGAUAGAAUGCCCGCCCAGGCCUCGCCGGGCAACACGGCUGCUGGAGAUCAGUUCUCCAGUUCUCAUCUCGCCAUCUCAGGGAAGUAGUAGUAGGACAUCACCUCUGCAGAAGCUGUUUCCCAUAACGAGAACCUCAAGACUACCUUGAUGCUUUGGUGCUGGUGAGACGGACCGGGAACGCAGCGCCAAGGAACUCCCGAAAAGCACCGACCACACUUCGCACCUCGUCUUCCCGCUGUGAAAUGGCUUCUCUUCCUCUCUUCUUCCUCUCCAAGGCCAUCAAAGGUCCUCGUUGUCCAUCAUUUCGAACGCUUCCAGCGAGUCGCGUCUCGCCUCGCGCUCACCGACAAUGGACGCGGCGGUCCUUUGCUUCCUCAACUCGCCGCGGCAUCGCGGUAGCGGAAAUGACUGAGCGCGAUUUUUCUUCCCUGAGGAUCGACCGGGAUCGAUUGAUGCAGGAUAUUCAUUCGACUAGUGAAUGGGGGAAAGGGGAGAGAUGGGGCGAGUAAGUUACAUCAAUCAUUUACAUGUCAUCCGGGUGAGGAAUUCUGUUACGAGGAUGAAAACACACAAGAUGCACCUUUUAUUCUAUCGAACCCUUGCUUCGUUUGGGGUCUUGAUGAGCGAACAGCCAAUUGAGAAAUGUAACGGCACUUCGAGUCAGAAUCGCGAGAGAUUGAUGGUUUGAAUCUCCCGGCUGAUGAAGACGUUUGAAAUCUAGUGGUCCUACAGAGAUUGGCAUGCGUCGCCUUUCGCUGUCAGAUUCGGAUAAGCAGGCUCGCGACUGGUUCGCUGAGACGACUCGAUCGCUUGGUUGCGAGGUCACGGUCGAUGCUAUGGGAAACCAAUUCGCCGUCCGGCCUGGCUUGAGCGAGGGUGCGCCGACUUAUGCUGGAUCUCAUUUGGACACGCAACCUACUGGUGGCCGUUAUGAUGGUAUACUUGGUGUCUGCGCUGGCGUUGAAAUGCUGAAAGUGCUCAACGACAAUUGGAUCGAGACGACGUUCCCCGUCGGGGUGGUAAACUGGACCAACGAAGAAGGUGCCCGCUUCCCUAUGAGUAUGGUCUCUUCUGGCGUGUGGGCCGAAUCCAUUCCUCUCGAAAAAGCACAUAAUCUCAAGUCUGUCAUUCCCUCCAAUGAUACCGCCUCCAUGAAAUCCGAGCUCGAACGGAUAGGCUAUCUUGGCUCAGUACCAGCGAGCUUCAAGAGCACUCCGAUGGCCGCGCACUUCGAACUGCACAUUGAGCAAGGCCCUAUUUUGGAAGCCGAAAGCCGCCGGAUAGGUAUCGUACAAGGCGUCCAAUCUUACAAAUGGUUCACCCUUACACUCAAAGGCCGAGAAAGCCAUACUGGUGCCACGCAAUUCCGACACCGUGCAGAUGCCCUUCUGACUGCCUCCAAGAUGAUCCUUGCAAGCCAUAAGAUCGCUCACAGGCAUGGUGCUUUGGCUAGUACCGGAAUCCUCAAUUUACAUCCUGGAUCGACGAAUACCGUGCCUGGAUGGGUGCAGUUUAGUCUGGACAUUCGAGCUCCGCUGGAUGAGACUGUCAAUGCUGUUGAAGAAGAAUGCAGGUCCGCCUUUUCUCAGAUCCUCUCUGGCGCGGAAGAUGUCUACGGCGUCAACGCCGGCUGCUCCCCAAGCUCAAAACAAUGCUCCCUCGAAUGGCGCACAGACUUCGUUUCUCCAGCGACACAUUUCCACAAAGACUGCAUUCGGUGCGUACAAGACGCCUCGAUCGACCUCUGCGGAAAUGGGCAAGUCGAAGGGCUGAAUGUCGGCGAUUUUGGCAAGUUGAUGACGAGCGGUGCUGGGCACGAUAGUGUCUAUACGAAUCAGCAUUGUCCCACCUCGAUGAUCUUUGUGCCUUGUCGGGACGGGGUUAGUCAUAACCCGGCGGAAUAUUCGAGUCCGGAGGCUUGUGGGGACGGGGCGAAUGUUUUGCUCGGCGCGGUCGUGCGGUAUGAUAAAUUGAGGGCCGAGAAGGAAAGUUCGUAA